AUGGAAAUACAUGUAAAUCCACCUUUACCAACAGAAACUAUUUUUAUUAACCUUAAUCUCGAUGAAGCCAUUAACGACACACCCAAAUUUCGUGUAAAUGUUAGAAGGUUUGAGGAACAGGUUGAUCAUUUUGAAAAAUGGUUAGAACUUUAUUUAAAAUCAUUAAAACAUUUUAUAGAAGAGUCUAUCAAAUUUAUUGAGGCGAGUAAUGUUUUGGCCAAACGUUCAAUACCUUCUUCAUCAGAAGAUGCAUUAUUAGAUCACGAUUUCACACUUCCUGCAGCUAGAAUCUUUGCAGAUACAUUUCAAACAACCUUAGCAUUUAAACAAAAAUUAGUUAAUGAUAUUGAUGAAAAACUUAUACAGCCUUUAUUGCAUUUUACAAAAACUGAUCUUAAAGAUUUUAAAGACGCACGUAGAAAUUAUGAUCGUGCACUUGAACGUUAUGAAUCAAUGUUGGCAAAAUACACAUCUCAAUCUAAAAAUAAAGAAGCAAGUGCAUUACGUGAAUAUUUGAAUGGAACUUCUGCUCAUUUAGAAUUUCAUGAAGCUAGCUUAACUGUUUACAAAAGUACCGAGAACCGAUCAGAAAGAUUGAAGGGUUGGCUAUGGGAGAGAAAAUUAACAAAAUACACAGACAGUAGUAAUUUCACAUUAAUGAAUAAUCAACAAAUUAAUGAGACAUCAAUACAGCCAAAUCGUCCUCCUUCAAUAGAUCUUCCUUCUCCCUCAAUAAUGCCAUCAAAACAAGGCUAUCUUUUCAUGAGAACUCCUUCAGGGAAGAAUACAUGGACCAGAAAAUAUUUGUAUUUGAAAGAUGGUAUGAUUUGGUGGUCUUCGAUUGUACACGGUAAACAUCGAAGCAUCUCGGUGGGAGAAAGUGAGAAGAUUGAUGUACUCUUAUGUGAAACUAGAAUAGAUACUUCUCAGGAUAGAAGGUUCUGCUUUGAAAUUGUCUAUGGUGCUAAACAAACCACGUGGUUACUACAAGCUGAAACAGAAGAGGAACUAAAAGAAUGGAUUAACGUAUUUGAGUCAGCAAAACGUUACGCAUUCCCUUCUACCAUAUCUCAUAAAGAACAAAAAGAUGAGAAUAGUAUUAAAAAUGAAGAAGAUGUUGUAAAGCAAGAUGAUUCAAAUAAAUCUUUAUCAUCGAACACAGUAGAAAAUAACAAUAUUACAGAAAAAUCUUCAACCGACACAAAACCUGCCGCGCAUCAUAAUACUCUUACUACACCAUCUCCUACUUUCGGCGCUGAUUCAUCGUCUAUGUCAACAACAAAAAAAAGAGCUGCUUCUAUAUCCACUGCAGUUCCCACACGACCUCCUUUAGCAUCUUUAUCAGGCGACAAGAAUGCUACUACUCCAUCAGCAAAUCAACAGCACUUUUGGGGUACUAUACAAUGGGCAUUACCUGCAGUAAAUUUAAUCAUGAACACUGUUAAUGGAUCUGAAGGUGAAGAUGGAGAUGUUAAUGCGGGAAGAAGAGGAUCAUCUUCUGCACUAAGCAAAGGCGGAAGGUCUCGUAGCGUUGGUGGACCUGUCGGUUUUGGCGUUGAUGGUUCUAUCGCAGUAUAUCCACAAUCUUUAUUGUUGCAUAAUGUGCAACUUCAUUUGUUUUUCCAGGAAAUGCUUGAAACUGAAUUUGUGUUAGAUGUUUAUCAAUGUGCAUGGCAAAAAGAUGAUACAUUAUUGAAAGGCCGAGUUUAUCUUACCCAAGAUAGAUUUUAUUUUUACUCUUUGAUAAUGAGCGUUGUUAAUAUGUUUUCAAUAAGAUGGAAAGAUAUAAAGUUCAUUAAGCCAAUUAAUUCCGAUUUCCAACAAGUUUUGGAAAUUUCAGUAAAAAAUGAGGAAAAUAAGUAUAUUGUAAAGUCAUUUUUUGAUACAAGAUCAACAUUUUCUGACAAAAUUAAUUUAAUAUGGAAACUUGCAAUCGAUGAAAAGCAAAAGACAUUGCAAGAAAAGUUUAAUUCUGUCUGGAAUAUCAAGAGUGCACCAAAAUCAAAAAUAGAGGGUUAUAAAUUAACUUUAAAUAAUGAUAAUAAUAUUGCUACUUCUACUGCUAACAAUAACGCAAGUGAUAGUUUAAAAAAUGUCACGUCACAAUUAGAAAAAUUGAUUUCUCCUCAAGAUUUCAAUAAAAAUAUUAACAAUAAUAGUUUGGAGAAUAGCACUAAUAACGAUAGUCAAAAUAAAGAAAAAUCGUAUGUUUAUUUCCUUUUUCAAUUUUUUAUGAUUACAACGUCAGCGGAAGACGAAGAUCUACCUUCAAAUAUUCCUCAACCAAGAGGACCAAUCAGAUGUGCUUGUACAAAUCAUCUUGAAAAGUUAGAGGCAGAAAUUGAAUAUCCAGUUUCUGCUAAAAAACUAUUUGAUAUGAUAUUUGAUGAGAAAAGUACUUUGUGGUCAAGACUACAUCAUAAAAAAGGCAAUAUCUUACAACAUAGUGGUCCUUGGGUUAUUGAUAAUAGUGGUGAGGGGGAAAGAAAAAGAGAAUUCAGAUAUAUUAUACCAAUCAAUAAUCCAGCUGCAAAAGUUAAAGAAUCUGAAUGUGUAGAUGUACAAGUGUGUCAAAAAAGAGAAGAGUAUUUGUAA
Entrophospora sp. SA101 is the source of this 2595-nucleotide messenger RNA. NCBI's taxonomy places the organism in Eukaryota, Fungi, Glomeromycota, Glomeromycetes, Entrophosporales, Entrophosporaceae. The record is from the annotation of a GenBank genome assembly.